AUGCCUUCGAGAUGGCAGAGACUGCAUGUCUCAUCCUCUGGCAAUGUCCCCACUCUCUUAUAUCAAUUUACCUUCACUGUGGACGGAUACGAGCUGUAUAUCACCGACCUUACAUACAUGUGGUCGGAACAUUUGGAUCGUAAAUCUAUACUGCGACGAGCAGAUGAAGACGACACCACCAUUGACCCCAGUGAAGAUAACGACCAGUUUACAGUGCUUCUACAGAAGAUAGAAGAGGCGCUGCAUCAUGACUCUGGGCAUAGUGCUGCGCUCAGCCGGGGCUCAGAGGGUGCGAACCUACACCUGUUCACCACAACAAAGCUCCCGGCUCCGCUCAACCCUCUCCGAUGGAGGUUUUACUUAUCCCAGAACCCUCAUUCUACGACUACUGACCAUCUGCUCUUGCCGCUGGUCAAAUCUGAGGCCGUAUGGCAAUCGCGGGAACAGGUUUUGAUCGACCAGCUGAUGAAGAAAGACUGGGUCUUAGGGAAGCUCUUCGACAAGCUCGAAGCUCUAGGUAUCGACAUUGGCACAGUCUUCCCUGGCGUCUCCGGUCAUCGUCCGGGACAGAAAGACACGAUGCUGUCACAUACUGCCAAAUACAUCAAAGGGGUCGAGCCAUUCGACAAGGACUCCUGGAUUCGCGAGACCAAUGUAUCCUUUCCCGAGCUCAGCUCCGCGGCCAAUCUUGCCACGGAAGCCACUGGCUCCGGGGUUGGUGCUGCCGAUAGAGUGCGAAACCUCACUGCCCCAGCAGACGGAUGGUGGAAGCAGCUCUCAACUGCAGUCGUGGACUCGUCGUCCGACAAUGAGCCCCGGAAGCCUGCCGUAGAGAAGCGCCAGUUUGAUGGUGGUCUCGAGACUGACACUGAUAGUGGAAAUGAGGAUGACGACGACGACGACUUUGAGACGCACCACAGUCAAGACGUCAAGUCCAAGCCCUGGUGCGGAGCCAAGCUCAACAGGGCACGGGACGAGAUCACCGUCAAGGUCGGAGCAUUUAACAAGAAGACACCGCCCUCUUCUGCUUCAGAGGUCGACAUCCCAGAACGGAGAGCCAAGCCAUCAAUACCUCCCUCCAGAGCAACAGAUAGCGAUGCAACCGCCUCUGAGACAGACGGAGACGACGACCUCUCUUCACCCCCACCACCGAAACCGAAGGCACCAGCACCAGUCAAGCGCGGCCUUGGAAUCAUAGGCGGCAAGAAGAAAGAGCAACCACCAUCUUUGCCAUCAUCUUCAAAUCGGCAACCCUCUCAACCACCAUCAGACCAGCUGUUUGAGUCAAAGACCCAGACCCCGCCCAAACGGCCCGGUCGGUUGGGGGUGAUAGGAGGUGUUGCACGCUCUACUAAGCGCACUGCGGAAUCUCAACCACCAACAAACGCUGCGUCAUCUGCCAAAUUAGAACACUCGGAUGAUGCACCCGAAGGAGCCACUGCAGAACUAGCAGACCCGCGAGCAGCCCUUUCAGUAUCUCAGGAACAAAAGCCUGAAUUGACACUACCCGCGGAACAAGAGAAAGAGGAGAGUGAACAGCAGCGGGCCGACAGGAAGCGGGAUGAAUUGAAACGACAACUCGAGGCGAAGGCCAAAGCUCCAGCCAAGAAGAAACGAAAAUUCUGA
Messenger RNA from Aspergillus aculeatus ATCC 16872, 1626 nucleotides. RefSeq lists its product as uncharacterized. The coding region runs from base 1 to 1626 and encodes 541 amino acids. The record is from RefSeq and is a predicted model, not a curated record. Gene Ontology annotation, molecular function: DNA end binding. Lineage: Eukaryota; Fungi; Ascomycota; Eurotiomycetes; Eurotiales; Aspergillaceae. The transcript has 3 exons. Gene Ontology annotation, cellular component: DNA ligase IV complex; nucleus. Gene Ontology annotation, biological process: double-strand break repair via nonhomologous end joining.